AUGUCGGCUGUUCCGGCCACCGUGUAUGACCCUGCGUUUGCUUCGGCGGGCGUCUCGCUGGCGCCGCUGGCCGGUGCCGAUGGCCUGUCGUCGACCGCAGCGGCCAGCAAGGCGGCGCGCGCAGCCAUACCCAACCUCGUCGACGAUGCCGAUCCAAUGGCCCUGACGCCCCUGCGCGCCCACUACCUCAAAAAGACGCUCAUCAAGCUGCAGAUGGAACGCGAGGUUGCCGAACUCAGCUCCAAAGAUGCGCUGUCGACGUUUGGACCGCCGUUCCGGCCGUCGGCGAGGGCGCGCGACACGGACCUGCCGCUGCUGCGCUACCUCUUCCAGCACUUUGUCCUCACCUUUCCCUUUCUGCGCUCGGCCCCGCCCAACUUUUUCGCAGACAAGGUGCAGGUGUUUGUCGACCGCUUCCUCGAGAAAAACAUCAGUGGCACAGACGACCGCACAGAGUCGACCAAGCGCAGGCGGCUCGGAUCCAAGCUGGAAAAGUACUUUGUCCUCCUUAUGGGCUCGGCCAUCAAGGUCAAGGGCUGCGGCGAAGAGGUCGUCAAGAUCGGCCCGCAGGACCGGCAGAAGAUGAGCGCCCUCGAGAGCCGGCGCCGCGCCGCCCUCGGCAGGGCAGCCGUCCCGCCCGCCAUCGCCACCGCCACGGGCUCCAGCCGCCCCGCCUCGGUCCACUCCAACUCGAGCGCGAGCAGCAGCGUCGACUUUGACAUCAACGUCGUCUCGGUACGCACCGUCACCACAAAGGGCAGGCUGCGCAGCAGGGCGCACGAGGAGUUUAUCAUCCGCACGCGCCAGGGCCUCAACGUAGCGCCCAUCUACGUAUCCCGCCGCUACGGCGACUUUGCAAGGCUGGCCGAAACGCUCAAGGUCGAGUUCCCAGAAGAGGAGGUCCGCCCGCCGCCGCCCAAGGACCGCACCACGACCGACGUCACCGACGUCUACCGCCCACCGCCGCCGCCGCCUCCGCCAAAGGACGAGGGCACCUCGUCCUACUGGGGCCUGCGGAUGCCCUCGCUGGGCUACGGCUACGGGCAGGGCGCCGCGCCUUCGCCUGCUCCGUCCUCGCGGGCCGAAACCUCCGAGGCCAAGGGACGCGGUGCCUCGGCCGGUGCUACGGGGACGCUGGCGCGCGAAAAGAACCGGCUCACUCUGCGGGCGUACCUGCGCAGCCUGCUCGCCAUCCCGCCGGUGGCCGACAGCGCCGUCUUCAUGGACUUUCUCACCGAGCGGCCCAUCACCCUCACGGCGGCAGAGGAGGAGGACGUGGCGGUGCGAGAGGGGCUCGACCACGUGCGCGAGGAGGAGCACCGCCGCUUCGCCGAAGAGUCGAGCCGGAGGGUCCAGGAGCUGCAGCAGCACCUCGCCGCCUUCAAGGCCGACCUGAUCCAAAAGGACGGUCUGACGCGCAUCUUUGCCACGAUCAAGUCGACGCCCCGGGUCGAGGACCUGCCGGAGAAGUACAAGGCGCUGAUGAAGUGGGCCCGCAUCAGCCUCGCCUCGUCGCUCUUCAACAUCUUUAUGGGCAGCGACACGUCGUCCGAGAUCUUUGGCCAGCUGAAGCGCAUGCACGGCCUGAUGCCCUACUUUAUGCUGCGCGGCAUCCUGCGGAUAUCCAACCCGGUGGCCAUGAUCCGCGGCGUGCUCGACCUCUUUCUGGCGCAGCCGUUUGGCCAGCGCAGCCUCCUCCAGCGCAUGUUUUCCAGCUCGCUCCAGGACGAGGUCAAGGAGAUCACCGAGGUGUGCCAGGCCAUUUCGGAAAAGGUCGACGACGAGGUGCUGUGCGAAAAGGUGCGCAGCUUUGUCUACGCCUCGCCCGAGAUCCAGGACGUCUACCGCCGCGACGCCCAAGACGAGAGGCUCGACCUGCUCACGUGCAUCCUGCGGUCGCCCGAGGCGCCGGCGCUCAACCGCGCCCAGAUCCACCGCGUCGUCAAGGCGAGCCAGGCGUACGAGGUGUACAAGGAGUACCGCCGCGGGCUCAAGAACCCGGAGCUCGACGACGAGGGCCCCCAGGACGACGACGCCUGGCUCUACGAGGACCUCCACGUGCUCAUGAAGAUGCUCACGCGCCAGCGCGACAAGGAGCAGAUGAUCUCGCUCAUCUUUGAAGGCGUCACCGCCGAGCUGCUCAAGGACAUGGUCACCAUCUUCUACUCGCCCCUCGCACAGGUCUACAAGCUGGCCAACAUCGCCGACAGCCUCAGCGACCUGCAGGCCUUCAUCAACGACCUCAUCAAGACGGUCGAGUCGAGCGAGGAGCUGAGCUACACCGACCCGCAGAAGACGGUGCAGGUCUUCAUCGACCUCGUCGAGCGCCACGAGGGCCGGUUCUACAACUUUGUCCACCAGGUCCACUCCAAGGGCAGCGGCCUCUUCGACGGCCUGAUGCACUGGAUCGAGCUCUUCAUCAACUUUGUCCGCGGCGACGACCAGCCGGCGACCGGCGGCGAGGGCGAGGGCGAUGGCGCCGUCACCCUGGCACCGGACGGCCGGCGUGCGAAGCCCUACACGGGCGGGGGCAUCGGCGCCGUCGACCUCGAGAUCUGCCUGCCUGCGGGCGGCGAGGAGCGACGACGGGCGCUCGAGGAGAUCGACUCGCUCGUCCUGCACGCCUACCGCCUCAAGUUCCUGCGCGAGGUCAAGCUGCGGCGCAAGCUGGCCGAUCGCGAGGUGGCGGGCGCGGCCAACAAGCUCAUCAAGGCCGACGACCGGCGCGUCCACGACGGCCUGCCGCAGGACGACGACCAGGCGUUUGUCAGCGCCAUGAUCGACAACCUCGGCGUCGGCGACAUGUUUAGCGGCGAGGUGGCCGAUGUCGAGGCCGACGACGACGAUGAUGAGGAGACGACCGACGAAGACGAAGACGACAGCGAGGAGGACGUCCUCGCCGCCGGCGUGGAAGGCGGCGACGCGGCGACUGGGGGGAGGAAGAAGACCAAGUCGGCGUACAGCGAGAGCGACACCGAGACCGAGGACGAGGGCGAGGGCGGGGUCGCCGCAGACGGCGCCGACGACGAGGCUGCGGCGCCCUCGACAGCCGCGGCGGGCUCGGCCAAGUGGAUGCCCUCCAUGAGCCGCCAGGCCACGCUGACCCCGGCGGGCAUGCGCGCCGCGACGCCGACGGGCGAAAAGACGCUCCCAGCACUGCCCGGAUCUGGCGCGCCGGGCGCAGCAGCCGGGCCCAAAGUGCGAAAGGGCAAGCUGGGCGCUCCCCAGGCGCCCGAGUUGAGAGUGAUACCCGAGAUGGUGCCCCUCUUUGUGGAAAUCGUGCGACCCCUUCUUCGGCCGGCACGGACGGCGAGUGCAUCGAGCCAUACGAGCGGAACCGACCCCUUCCGCGGCGGUGGUGCGCACACCUCGGCCGGCGCACCGCCAUCGAGGAUCCAGACGGAUCGGCUGGGCCAAGGUAUCCAGGACAUGGGCCUGGUCCAGAGUCCAUCGUCGAUGCACAACGAUGCGGCUAGAGGUCGGCAGCCGCCGCAGCCGCAGCAGCAGAACGGCGCCUCGGGCGUGCCUGGCGAAUACAGGUGGUAG
Molecule: messenger RNA, 3546 nt
Organism: Pseudozyma flocculosa PF-1
Lineage: Eukaryota; Fungi; Basidiomycota; Ustilaginomycetes; Ustilaginales; Ustilaginaceae
Exons: 3
Coding region: 1-3546 (1181 amino acids)
Molecular function (GO): phosphatidylinositol binding
Source: RefSeq, a predicted model, not a curated record